AUGGCUCUGCACCCCAGGGCCGGGCUGAGCCUCCUCCUCUGCCUUGUCCUGGCAGUGGCACUCCACGCCCUGCCGCCGAGACCUCAGCGAUCAGUGUCCGAGGACUCUGCAGCCCCCCUGGAGCUCCCACAGCCGCUGUCUGGCCUGCUGGACGACUAUGGGAUCCGACCCAAGCACCCCUUGUCGAGAGGUCCUCGGCCCCUCCUCUCCCAGGCCCAGCAGCGCAAGCGGGAGGACCCAGACAUGGCUGAGUAUUACUACGACACGCUCCUGUGACGGGAACC
This is a messenger RNA of Phyllostomus hastatus (greater spear-nosed bat), 284 nucleotides long. It is a transcript of the gene FREY1, whose product is annotated as chromosome unknown C11orf94 homolog. The coding region runs from base 1 to 276 and encodes 91 amino acids. NCBI's taxonomy places the organism in Eukaryota, Metazoa, Chordata, Mammalia, Chiroptera, Phyllostomidae. The transcript has 3 exons. The record is from RefSeq and is a predicted model, not a curated record.